Molecule: messenger RNA, 3270 nt
Organism: Marasmius oreades (fairy-ring Marasmius)
Lineage: Eukaryota; Fungi; Basidiomycota; Agaricomycetes; Agaricales; Marasmiaceae
Exons: 6
Coding region: 1-3270 (1089 amino acids)
Biological process (GO): transmembrane transport
Source: RefSeq, a predicted model, not a curated record
AUGAGCUCCGCUCUUUUCCUUUUCCUUCUCUUGCUUCUCUUUUCAAAUACCGUUCUUUCGGAUCCAGCUUCUCUCUCUUUCAAGGACUGUUUCGAUUCCAGUCGAGGAAAUGCCUCACAAAAGGUCACCAUAUCCAAGGUGUACGGCCAGGUGUUCAAGACGUUUGAGGACGAAUCCUAUCUUAAUCUGACUAUGAUUGGGUCUACUCCUCAAGAAAUACUUGAUACCUCGGAUGAAGGCGGUAAUCUCGCAACACUUUUUACGACUACAACGGUAUUGACGCUUGGAGCAUGGUCAAAUAGUUCUCGUUUUUGCUCGACUCUUCGCCCCCCUUCCCCCCUUCCUUCGCCCAAUAAUUUAACUCAAUUAUACUGUCCCGUUCCUGCAGGACCCUUUGCUUUCUCAUCGACCAUUCCUUGGGGGAGCGCUCGUGCUUUAACCACACUCAAUACUCGUCUGAGUGCAGUGGACCCGUUCAGUCAGCAACUCAUCUGUUUGGAUGUUGAGACUACUCCUUUGGAUCCUGCUGGUGAGGAACUCUACGGAAAGGCAGUAGCUAUCUUUUGGGGUAGUGUAGGUCUCGCUAUCGCAUAUUGGAUGGUAGUGGGGAUAGCGCGGAUCGUCUCCGCUUGGAAUCGGGGAAUUACAAGACCCGAUAAAGGGUUAUGGGAAAGGGCACAAAGCGCCGGUUACAUUCUUGCUAGCGCGAUCAGCGGAGAACGUUUUGCAAUCACACCAGCGCUACUCCGGUUUUGCACUCCAUCUAUGAGAGACAUAAUGUUCCAUACUCAGUGGUGUGCUGCCUUAUCCAUGGUUGCAGUGCAGUGGCCUUCAUUUGUUUAUCCAUUACUCACUCAAACGGCUUGGGCUACCCUUACUUAUAAUGUCACCCUUACUCAAGGAGUCCCCCAUCGGUGGAAUCCACUUUCCACUUCAGUCUACAACCCGCCUUCCAAUUUCGCGGACCAGCUUUCCGACCCCCAAUCACCUCUUUUCAUCGAUCGAAAGACUCCCAACUUGCUUUUCACUCUUCCGGACAAUGCUACUACCGGAAUAACAUCCUUUGCAUAUACCGUUGGCGUCCGACCUGAGGACCUUUUCAGUAUCUGUUUGAUACUGUUCCUCUCGAUCCUAGCGGCGAUAACGGUUCUGUCGUUGGUAAUUUGGUUCAUAGAUUAUAUGGUGUGUCUUGGGAGUGGUAUCAUCAGUAAGUCCCAUCAAGGCAACGCCAUGAAACUCCCCGGCACGCGCAGUCCUGGAUUCACUAGCCGUGACAUGCUUGAUACCGUUCCAAAUCCGAAUGCAGAAGAAAGCAAGUCUCUUAAUGGACGGGAUUUACCAGGGAUAAUCCGUCCACCGUCCAGGUUCACCCUUACUGCCGCCACAACAGCUUCGGGGCCUACCCCCCGGAAAUGGUGGAAAGUAAGAGCAGAUCUCAACGGUUUUCAUGCGAGUGUCUUGCAUGGGAACCUCGUCAGGAUUCUGGUGUUGUUUCAUCUACCGGUCACCAUAUUUUCUGUAUAUGAAAUGACGUUGCCUCGGGCUACCCCAAAUGCGUCGCUGACCGGAAUCGUCCUUGCCGCUUUAUCUUUUGCCGUGUUCUCCGUCCUUGUUCCCCUCAUUCUCGUCAUCAGGGUACGCUUAACCACCACAAACAAACUCUAUGCCGAGACGCGGACACUGCUUUCAUUGGGCCCUCUCUAUAACCACUACGGACACGGCUCUCAAAUGUUCGCUAGCAUGUUUUUUGCGACCAACAUCGUCUUUGGCGUAAUUAUCGGUGCUGGUCAGAAAAGUGGAACUGCACAAGCGAUCGUUAUUCUCGUGAUCGAGGUCGCAUCAGCUCUCUUCACUAGCAUAUGGCUUCCUUGGGGAACUGGUGCUAGUAUGGGGCUUAUCAGCUUCCUGUUUUGCGUCGCAAGAAUUGUUAUUGCGGUUCUACUGGUCAUUCUAACACCCGUGAUAUCGAUUGGGUCAGGUCCGGGAGGAUGGGUUGCCUACGGGAUUCUCAUCAUCUUAGCGUUGAUCUAUCUUGCCCUCGCCCUGAUGUUGGUUGUGAAACUCAUGGAAGCUGCUGUCCGAAUUGUAGGUGGUAUCAAUUUUGAUAGAAGUAGGCAUGUUGUCGACGGUGGCCUGUUUGGGGCGUGUGGACUAUUGGGAUGUUGUGGGUCGAGGCGACAUUACCGGAGCCGCCGCAAUGACAAGUACAAGCAAAAAGCGUCUACCACAGGUGGACGAUCUCAAAGGGAUUCCGAUAUUUCAUCGUAUGCCGCUCCGACGAGGCUGGCAGCUAUGAACACGGGUGACUCUAGAAAAGGCUCCCUUAAUUCGGGUCCUCCACCGUCUGUGCUGAAGCCCGAGCACGCCUUGAGGCCGUAUAAAGAAGAAAGUGAUGAUGAGCCGGGAUUCAUUAUGGGCGCCUGGCAACCAUUUCAAAGUCAACAGAGUGGUUAUAUUCCGGUAAAGGAAACUGCUCCCCCAGCUAAAGCCUCAGGGUUUUCUCGCGUUGGCGGUGGUCGUGCUCAUAUUGAUUCUCCUUAUGCUAUCACUGGCGGGGGUGCUAACCAAUCGAACCCCACAUUCCCUUCAAUGGAACGACCCAGCCCCAUUCGCGCGACUGCACCGGAGAAUCAUAGCGCUUCUACUUUACCCAGACCCGCAGCUUUUGAUGAUGAAUCACCUCCACCUUCGGUCUCUUCAGCUUCUGCUUUUAGACAACAGCCCAACCAAGAUUCGUUGCCCCCCGGAGCAAUGGCACCCUUCCAUGUACGAACAAAGUCACAGACGGCGAUUAUCGAGGAUCCUGGUAUGCUUAUAGGAAUGAGACGACACAACGAACCUUCCACGAACACUGCUGUUGGACCUCCUGGUGGUUCUCGACCUCCAUCGCGAAGUACGAGAUUGGAUUCUGCCCCUCCUCCAACCUCAUAUCGACAUAGUGCAGCAGCGAGCGAAGAUUCUCGUUCGUCUGUUGAUCAGCCGAGGAAAAAGCCCUGGUAUAAGCUAAGACGAAAUCGCCCACACAGUAGCGAAGGAUAUAAUUCGCGUUCGCAGGAUGAGGAAAAUGUUCUUUCUGAACUGUUAGAUAUUCCUCCACCUUCGACGACUACGCCAGGCAAAUCGUUUGUUGUGAUACGCAAAAAUCAGCCCUCUCCUGGGCGUCCUCCACAAGCUCCGGGGGCUGGCGGUGGGUCGGGGUCGAGGUCUACAGGGGAGCCGUCGCCCGUUGGGACACCAACUCCCAAUACUACGAGUUUUGCGAAAGAGUAA